AUGUUGUUACAGCAUGUGUACGCACUACAACAACUUGAGGGUCAUCUCAAAGAGGGCGCUUGUGCUUUAGAUGUUGGUUCAGGGAGUGGCUAUCUCACAGCUGCUAUGGCUUAUAUGGUUGGAGAAAGUGGAAAGGUUCAUGGAAUUGAUCAUAUUGAUAAGCUUGUCAAAGAUUCUUUGGCUAAUAUUAAAAGAGGGAAGCCUGAACUUCUUGAAAAGGGCAGAGUCAAAAUUGUCUCUGGUGAUGGGCGCAAAGGUUAUGAACCUGGGCAGCCCUACGAUGCAAUCCAUGUGGGAGCAGCUGCAGCAGAAUUACCGUCUGCUGUGAGUAGAAGAUAA
Messenger RNA from Pocillopora damicornis (cauliflower coral), 339 nucleotides. RefSeq names its product protein-L-isoaspartate(D-aspartate) O-methyltransferase. The record is from RefSeq and is a predicted model, not a curated record. NCBI's taxonomy places the organism in Eukaryota, Metazoa, Cnidaria, Anthozoa, Scleractinia, Pocilloporidae.